UUUUGUAGCAUAUUUUGAAGUUAAAAGACAAAUACGUGUGACUGCUCUUCAGGCGUUCUCGGAGGACGCCCGAUUCUAGCCCCAAUGCAUUGUGGUGCCUUCCCCGCUCUUGUGUCGGGAUCCACCGCUAACGUGAAGCUGUGGGGAGGACCCAGAGUUUCUUCAGACAUGUCCGUGAGGGAGUCUUUUAACCCCGAAAGCUAUGAGCUGGACAAGAACUUCAGGCUCACACGCUUCGCUGAGCUCAAGGGCACAGGCUGCAAGGUCCCCCAAGAUGUGUUACAGAAGCUGCUAGAAACCUUACAGGAGAACCACUAUCAAGAGGAUGAACAGUUCCUGGGGGCAGUUAUGCCUCGAUUAGGCAUAGGCAUGGACACCUGUGUGAUUCCUCUCAGACAUGGAGGCCUUUCUCUGGUCCAGACAACAGAUUACAUCUACCCCAUCGUGGAUGACCCCUACAUGAUGGGGAGAAUUGCUUGUGCCAAUGUUCUAAGUGACCUGUACGCCAUGGGAGUUACAGAAUGCGACAACAUGCUGAUGCUUCUGGGAGUCAGCAACAAAAUGUCAGAAAAAGAAAGAGACAAAGUCAUGCCGCUGAUCAUCCAGGGAUUCAAGGAUGCAUCAGAGGAGGCAGGAACAUCUGUAACAGGAGGACAGACGGUGCUCAACCCCUGGGUGGUGAUGGGAGGAGUUGCUACAACAGUCUGCCAGCCCAAUGAGUUUAUCAUGCCAGACAAUGCAGUGCCAGGAGAUGUGUUGGUGUUAACCAAACCGCUGGGAACACAAGUGGCUGUUGCAGUACAUCAGUGGCUAGAUAUUCCCGAGAAAUGGAACAAGAUUAAACUUGUGGUAACCCAGGAAGAUGUAGAGCUGGCCUACCAUGAAGCGAUGAUUAACAUGGCCCGGCUCAACAGGACAGCCGCCGGUCUCAUGCACACCUUCAACGCUCACGCAGCCACCGACAUCACAGGGUUCGGCAUCCUCGGCCACGCUCAGACGCUGGCACGACAACAGCGAAGUGAGGUGUCGUUUGUCAUCCACAACCUCCCAGUGCUCGCCAAGAUGGCUGCCGUGUCCAAGGCCUGUGGGAACAUGUUUGGACUCAUGCACGGCACCUGCCCUGAAACAUCGGGCGGCCUCCUUAUCUGUUUGCCUCGGGAGCAAGCGGCCCGCUUCUGUGCAGAGAUCAAAUCUCCAAAAUACGGGGAGGGCCACCAAGCAUGGAUCAUCGGGAUUGUAGAGAAAGGAAACCGCACUGCCCGUAUCAUCGACAAACCAAGAAUCAUAGAAGUGGCACCACAAGCAGCCACGCAGAAUGUCAACCCGACACCCGGUGCAACUUCGUAAUCUUCCUCUGCUGCGUCAUCGACCGGAACCCAAAAGCUCUGCUGAGUGAUUUUAGACACAUAAACUACGAAAACCAUCCUAGAGUGUUGAAAUAUAUACACAAAAUAGUAUGUACACAGAAAAGACUGGGUUGGCGUGUAUCAUCAGGAAAACAGCCCCACACAGUGGCCUCGGGGGCACGUCACCACCCAGUGGACUCAACCUGCAGUAUCCCCCGUCAUAACAAUUGGUAAGAAAUAGGGCGUUCUGAAAAUCCAUUUGCCUUUUGUGUCUGUUGUUUUCUGUUAUGUUAAAUGUGCUCGGCUGGCAGGCAGCUUCUGACAAGAGAGUGAUCGUUACGGUGGAAACAGUGAUGCGUUAUUGCUGAUUCAUUUUGAAUCUUAGAAAGCCUGGAGUCUGUUGCCUGUUUGGAGCUUUUAAAAUUGCUCUCAUCAAACAAACAAACAAACAAAAUGUAUGGUGUCUUUGUUUGUUGUUCAUUCACUUUGUACAGUUAUAAAGCCUAGUUUUAGUUUGUUGCUGUAACUGAUGCCUUGAAAGAAACCGAGUGUGACCAGAACGGCUUGUUUUUAUUACUUUGACUUUUUGUAUUGUCCCCACAUAAACUAAUAAAUAGUCAAACAGAAGACAGUUUGUUCUCGCUACUUUGGAGCUGCACUCAUGUGAAUACGCUCAAUCAAACUGGACACUAUCUAGACACAUUGUAAAACUUCAGGUUGAUUGUCCACUGAAAGAACUGAUGCUGCUUCACUGUGCAUUGUUCUGAAGUUAGAAAUGAAUCUCGGGUGACACAAAAUCCGCAUAAUCCUCAGGAGAUAAACCUUAUGCCACUUGCACUCCCAACAUGCCAUCAUUUUAACAUGAAAUGAUGUGAGUUUUCAUUAAAGAUCCCAAAGUUGCUUAACAAAGGCAGCCUAGAUUGCUAAUGAACAACCUCUAAUCAGUUAUCUUGUGGCCUCGUGGUUCAGAAUCUGGUGCAUUUUGUUUUUACUGAAGGUGUGCUGAGAGCAGUCUGAGCUGAAGAAAUGAAGCUUCCAGCCGGUCAGAGUUCACAUCUUUUUUGUUUUCCCUAGUACCUGGGGGUAACCUGGAAGCUCUCUGUAAAUGUUAAGGAACAAGAUAUAAUCUCCAUCCCACCUCUUACAAUAAACUUCUCUUAUAAUA
Molecule: messenger RNA, 2511 nt
Organism: Acanthochromis polyacanthus (spiny chromis)
Lineage: Eukaryota; Metazoa; Chordata; Actinopteri; Pomacentridae
Gene: sephs1
Product: selenophosphate synthetase 1
Exons: 10
Coding region: 85-1347 (420 amino acids)
Biological process (GO): L-selenocysteine biosynthetic process
Cellular component (GO): cytoplasm
Molecular function (GO): selenide, water dikinase activity; ATP binding
Source: RefSeq, a predicted model, not a curated record